GUCAUCGGCGCGCGCCUGCUCUGCGGGAACUUUAGCGGGCGGUAAGCGCGGGUGGCGCGCGACCCUGGGGCCUCUCUGCCGCGCGCGGCCAAGGGACUGAUGUUUGAACGGGAAGCUUCAAAACUUUUUAAAGAAACUUUCAGAAUGGCUUUGAACGAGACACGCUAGACAUCGCCUGAGAGCACUGCCUUCAGCAUGCGUCUCCCCUGUUGGGCUUCCCUGGUGAGGAGCUCUUUGAAGGGGCUGUUCUGCAGAGGACCAGAGACCUGAUGCUCAUGGAACCAGGCUGGUGGAUUUGACUUUCUGGUAGAAUUCUCUUGCUUUAUUACAUUCUUUCCCAGCGUUCUGAGAGGCUGGAGGUUUUGAUGGGACCGGAGGGCCUCCAAGGAAGGGAAGCAGCACUUUCGUGCUGAAUGAAAACUAGACAAGUGACUGCUGACGACUGAAAACACCUAAGCGUUCCACAUCCAGAUUCAGCGGAUCGGGGACCCGGAGGAACUGUCACUGUUGGGGAGAAAGAAGCCAGACUGGAAAAGAAAACCCAAAUAAAGAGAAUGAGGGCCACCGGAGAGUAAAUGGCCACCUCCGCCUCGACAGAGACCAAGUCAGCCUCCUGGUGGAAUUAUUUUUUCCUCUAUGAUGGUUCCAAGGUGAAGGGAGAAGGAGACCCGACCAGAGCUGGCAUCUGUUACUUUUAUCCGCCUCAGACCCUGCUUGACCAACAGGAGCUGCUCUGUGGACAGAUUGCCGGGGUUGUCCACUGCGUUUCUGACAUUUCCGGCUCUCCCCCCACUCUCGUCCGUCUGCGGAACCUUAAGUUCGCCAUAAAGGUUGACGGCGAUUACCUUUGGGUGCUGGGCUGUGCCAUGGAACUCCCUGAUGUCAGCUGCAAGCAGCUUCUGGAUCAGCUCAUCGGCUUCUUUAAUUUUUACAAUGGGCCUGUUUCUCUGGCCUACAAGAGCUGCUCUCGGGAAGAACUGAGCACCGAGUGGGGCGUCUUCAUUGACCAGAUCCUGAGAAACACCGGUGACCUGCAUAAGAUAUUCAACUCCCUGUGGAACCUGGACCAAACAAAAGUGGAGCCCCUGCUGCUGCUGAAGGCGGCCCUCAUCCUGCAGAGCUGCCAGCGCUCGCCCCACGUCCUGGCCGGCUGCAUCCUCUAUGAGGGACUGAUCGUUAGCACCCAGCUGCCACCCUCCGUCACGGCUAAGGUCCUGCUUCAUCGAGCUGCACGUCGGGACCAGAGAAAACCUACAGGAGGGGAUGCCCCGCAGGAACAUGGAGAGGCGCUCCCUCCAGACGUUCAGAUCAUGCCUGUUUUCCUGACCGAAGAGGAAGCCGUCAGUCUCCGUGAGUUCCCCAGGGAGCCCACGACCAGCACGCCGGCGCCGUCAGCCAGACUUCAGGAGCCCCCAGCCCAGCACCCUCCAGAGGGUUUGAGCACAUCUGCCCUGAAAGAAGAUGCCCCUAGACACGUGGGCUCCAUGGCUCGGAUCUCGGAGACCACCCCUGAGCCCACAUCUCCUGAUGUCACUUGGCCAGACAGCAGCGGGGAGAACGGCCUCUGGUCUGGCUGUGAUCUGGAGGGCACCGAGCCCGCCACACGACACCACACCGCCAGGGCCAAGAGGCCGGGGCCCGACUGCUCCCUGCCGAAGGAACCUGGUUUGUCCAGAAGGGGAGAUGAACUGGACUUGUCUGAAGUCCACAUCCCGGAAGCUCAGGACACGGGAGCGUCCUCACAUUAUGCUGCCUCCGAUGGCGGGGGUCCUGGCUGCGGGGAACCUGUCAGUGACUCCGGUAACCCCAAAGCCAAGCCGCCCAAGGCCCGGCCUGAGGGCACAGCCAUCGGAGGCCUCUUCCUUCCCUCCACCCCUGAGGUGUUCAUGCAGAAUGGAGGCCUAGAACAGCUUGGAGACCUUCCUGGUGACAGCAGCCAAGCCCCCAUCCCCAGGGAAGACCACCUCCCCGGCAGGAUGCGCGGGCCUUUGUCGCCGCCUGGCUUGGAUUCGAGGCAGACGGGAACUGAGCUGCCUGUGGGAGCGCAAGGCGAGGAGCAGCACAGCGAUGGGGUCUCCGAGGGCCGCUCAGUCCCCGGCCCGGAACGCAGCUCGGGCUCGGCAGACCCGCCAGGCGACGGCCCCUCCGCAGACAGAGCUGAGCCCGGGGCCACCCCGGCAUCCUGCGCGGGGCUCCUGCGGAUGAACCUCUACACCCACAGCGUCAAAGGCCUGGUGCUGUCGCUGCUGGCCGAGGAGCCGCUGCUGGGAGACGGCGCGGCCAUCGAGGAGGUGUACCACGGCAGCCUGGCGUCACUCAACGGGCUGGAGGUGCACCUGAACGAGACGCUGCCCCGGGAGCAGGCGGCCCCUGUGGCCAGAGCCUACGGUUUCGCGCACUACGACCGCGUCCAGAACGUGCUGGCAGCCAACCUGCCACAGGUGGCCACGGCCCAGGACCGCCGCUUCCUCCAGGCCGUCAGCCUGAUGCAUUCCGACUUCGCCCAGCUGCCCGCACUCUAUGAGGUGACCGUCAGGAACGCCUCCACGGCUGUGUACGCCUGCUGCAACCCCGUCCAGGAAACCUACUUCCAGCAGCUGGCGGUGGCGGCACGGAGCUCCGGCUUCCCAAGUCCACAGGACGGCGCCUUCAGCCUCCCGGGCAAAGCCAAGCAGAAGCUGCUGAAGCACGGGGUGAACUUACUUUGAACUGUGGCAAGUUCAUGACCCCAGCAGAUGACUGUCACAUCGAACCCCAGCAAAGGAAGCUCUACCUUGUUAAAUGGAAAAGUCCCUCUAUUUUAUUUUUCUUGGAAUGUUCCUUUUUUUUAGGAGUGUAAUGAUAUUUGAGUGUUUGCUACUCCUUCUGCAGUCUGGGGUUGGAGGGGGUGGUUCUUUCAGUCAGCGGACCUGGGCACAUGGUAAAGAACUUGAUGGUGUGGGCAGCGCUGGGGCCAGGCUGGGCACCUUGACUCCUCACACCCAAGGGGCACAGGGCCAGCGAGUCCCCGUCACGCUGAGCCGGGGGCACCCGACACGUCUUGCUGCUGUUCCGCCCCAGCCUUAACCAGGACCACAAAAAUUCAGGCUGGCGUUUUUUCUAGACCCUCGUGGUCCCUCGUCUAGAGUAUCUGUCCAGCCCUGCCUGCCGGGGGCCGGUCUGAGGUGUGGCUGCACAGCCGGGAGGCGGAUUUGUCAGCAAGCCCAGAGCUCCCGCUUCUCAGGUUGCCUUCAGAGCCGUCCUCCUGGGAGGCCGGGACGCGCAGUGCAGGGAGGCCGGGACGCCCAGUGCAGGGAGGCAGGGAUGCUGGCACCACUUUGUUUGAAUUUUCUGGAACUAUACGCAGAACGAGGAGCCUGUGCUUCAGAUUACCAUGCAGUGGGGCCAGAUCUUGAGAACACGGAGGGGAGUCUGGGGUGCCGGCACCGAGAGCUGGGUGACGACAGGCCAGACUGGGCCCCUUGGUUGGAAGUGGGCUGUGCUGCUGGUUCCUCCUCAGUGAGUGUCCCAAACAGGAGUUUCUAAAAGGUUUUGGUGCAGAAGCAGAACUGUGCUUUUCAGUGGCAGCCGCGUGAAAGGGAACAGCAUUUGUGUCUCUCUGGGCGGGAGCAGUACUUAGAAAAAAUCACUUCUGUUACAUUGUAGUCCAGCCUUUUAUAAUAAUACGAUGCAGGUCACAAGAUGAAAAGCUGUCGCAAAAUCCUAACCAGGUGUUUACUGGAGUUACUGAGAUUCCAUCUGAAAACUGUGACGUUAAUAACUUCAUGUCAGUGAGUGGGCAGCUCAUGUUUAUGACAUGGUGUCUUUUUCUUGAAACAAGUUUCUGAGGGCUAAAAAUAAAAUAGCCAAAAACA
This is a messenger RNA of Hippopotamus amphibius kiboko, 3854 nucleotides long. RefSeq names its product HPS4 biogenesis of lysosomal organelles complex 3 subunit 2 (gene HPS4). Gene Ontology annotation, biological process: vesicle-mediated transport. The transcript has 14 exons. The record is from RefSeq and is a predicted model, not a curated record. Bases 576 to 2708 code for a protein of 710 amino acids. Lineage: Eukaryota; Metazoa; Chordata; Mammalia; Artiodactyla; Hippopotamidae.